This is a messenger RNA of Emiliania huxleyi CCMP1516, 765 nucleotides long. RefSeq lists its product as hypothetical. The coding region runs from base 1 to 765 and encodes 254 amino acids. NCBI's taxonomy places the organism in Eukaryota, Haptophyta, Isochrysidales, Noelaerhabdaceae. The transcript is spliced from 4 exons. The record is from RefSeq and is a predicted model, not a curated record.
AUGGACGACCUCCUCCCCGACCUGACCGCCCUCGACGCGACGCACGCGCGUAUCGAGCAGAGAGUCCGCGAGAGCUCGCGUGACGUCUCCCCAGUAUUCCCACCACCGCCCGCCGCCGCAGCCACAUGGAGCGCUCUUGUAGAGCAGAGCGGCGAGAGCGAGGAGGGCGUUGUCACCAGCGGAGGCGUCGACACCGGCCGCGCCGAUGCGAACGACGUGGUCGGCGUGCGCCUGAGCCGCGACUCGGGCGGUCUCUUCCGGCUGGUGCUCAAGCGAGCCGAGUCGGGCGAGGUGUACAUUGGGGCGCUGCUGCCCUCCGACUCUGGUGACGGGCGCGCGCUGUUGCGGGAGGGCGAGGUCGUGGCUGCGAUCGACGGCCUCACGGCCGGGGCGGCUGGCUUUGAGGGGCUGUUGGCGCACGUCAAGGCGGCGGAGCAGAGCAUCUUGCUGGAGGCCUCGCUCGCCUGCACCUCCCGCCUCGCGCCUCCGCCCACGCGCCUCGCGACCCGAGGGGCGGUGCGGAUGAUAGGCUUGGGGCAAGAGGCGGCGGCAGGCGUCGCGUCCGCCGCAGUCGAGCGCGGAAUCGACCCGGCGGCGGCGGCGGGGCUGGCCGAGAAUUUGCACCGCAAGGGCGAGGAGAUGAAGCUGGGCUGGCAGAACGCGGCCACCCAGAUCGGAGGCUGGUGGCGCGACCGAACAGAGGCGGCGCAGGAGAAGAUCGAGGCGAUCAAGCAGGCGGCCUGGCCUGCCGGACGGCCCUCUUAA